AUGUCGAAGCUAAGGUUUGCAUUUAUCAUCGAUGGAAAAGAUUUUACGGUUGCUACAGAACAUGCCGUACAGGAGAGGGCAGCGACUGACUCAGAGGACGACCAUGCCUUAGCGCAUUUGAUCGAGGUUGCGAAUCGUAAUCCGGAAGUUUGUGUUGUACUGGAUGAACAUGGACAUCUAUCUGCAUGGGGCCUGGAAAAUGUUGGGUCUAAAAUAAAACAACCAACGAAUAUUUUUAACAUUGCACAUAUCGAUGGUGUGGAAUUGUGUUUACCAACGGAACUGGCCGAGGAUACCAGCUAUGUUCAGCUCUAUAAUUUCUGCAACCAGUCUGGCGGGAAUCUCAAUGUUCUAGUCCACCAUUUUGAUGGUAAAAUUGAGUUUUUUGAGACUGAUGUAGCCAAUUUGUUUGAUCCUUCACCAAGAACGCAACGCCUCAAAUCGAAAGCACUAUGGACGGGUCAUUCAGGUCCUGUCAAGAAAAUUGUGCGUAAUGUUAGUGGACGAGCAGUAGUAUCUCGCACAGAUGGCAAUGAAAGUAUAGUUUGGAAGCAUAUGGAACAUGCGGGCGGAACCUCAGUAUUUCGUCAAAGUAUCAUCUCACAAACUGAGCAUGUUCAUAGGAUAUGUGUUAUGAGAAAAGGAAAUUUCGUGAUAUAUUUACACCACGAUCAUAUUACUCUGUGGGAUACAAGACAUUCCGCGGCGGUCAAACUAGCGGACUGUAAGUUUUCUGUCAUGGGGAAGCCGCUGUGCAUACUCAUGCUACCUGAGGUCAAUAAGGAGGGUCCUGUCGCUCAUGUCGCUACAAUUACAUCGAAGAUGAAGGGUAUUGUAUGGGAGGUCAAGCUGCCCCAAAGGAGGGAAAGUCUUCAAAUCAAUGGGGAUCAUCAAGAAGCUUCCAUUCGUGAAUUCUGUCAAUUCGACCUUGGAGACAAUGACGAUUUAGCAUAUGUUUUACCUGUGGAUCCAGCUGGAUCUCCUCCCGUCAUCUCCGGAUUUUUGGACACUUUUGCGAGAGAUAUUGCUAUCUCCUAUACGCAUUCUGGACUUUUAAGAUCUUGGACCGCCCGGAUUGACUUCGAAAAAGAAAAGGUUGACUGGCUACAGACUUGUUCGGUAGACACAGGUAUCAGCGAGCCUGCUCUAGCUAGUGGAAGCUCUUUACGAAAAGCUGCACUCGUGAACUCAACUAGAUCUGAGUUAACAAUAUGGGACGUCCGAGGUGCCCGACUUGAGUAUUCUCAGGACUAUGAAUCCCAGGAUACAAUUCAGGAUCUGGAUUGGACUUCAACUCCGGACGAUCAAUCCAUUCUUGCUGUAGGCUUCCGUUAUCGAGUUGUAUUAUUGGCACAAAUGCGAUACGAUUAUUUGGAUAAAGGGCCAGCCUGGGCAGCAAUUCGAGAAGUUAAUAUUCGAGAUUUGACAGCCCACCCAAUUGGUGAUUCAACCUGGUUAGGAGGUGGUAACUUCAUUGUUGGAGCAGGUAAUCAGUUGUUCGUUUAUGAUAAGGAGGUCGACUCGUCAGCAUCAAUAGUCUUACCUUACCGCAAAACUCCUUGGGACCUCUUUGACAUUGUUUCUAGAUUAAACGGCCCACUUCCGGUUUAUCAUCCACAAUUCUUGAGCCAAUACAUACUUGCCGGCAAGAAUUUAUUAGUGCAGCAUAUUUUGUUGGCACUAUACAAGAUCCUUAAAUAUUACAUUGAGGGUGAAGCAAUCGACUCACACCUCGGAAUGAACAUAGAAGAUUUCUACAUUGGCUCGGUCAAUGUGUCUUCGGCUAGUAAAGGAAUUAGAUCUGCAUUUGAUGGCCUUUCCGACGAUGACGAGGUGGAGACAGUUACGGAAGACGUUGCUGCUUCCAUAACAGAGAAAUUGACGCAGAUUGCGCUGCCUCAGCUUUCGAGGCAGGAACAAAUUCACCUGGCUGAUAUUGUUGAAUGUGUCGGUAUUGUUGAACGUCAGCGUAGAUCUAUGGAUGACAAUGCUGCAAGAUUUAUGCUAUUCUUUAGGCAGCAUGUCUUACGUCGUGGUCGUGCGAAUGAGCUGAGUCUGUCUUGGAGGGAGAUCAAUUGGGCAUACCAUAGUAAUAGUCAGGAUAUCCUGGCAGAUAUGGUCUCACGACAAUUCCAUGGAAGGAUGCUUUGGGAACAUGCACGGGAGAGUGGUAUCUUUAUGUGGAUGACGGAUGCAAAUGCUCUGAAAGCUCAAUUUGAAGUCAUUGCACGGAAUGAAUACACAAAGAACGAUCUCAAAAACCCCAUAGAUUGCAGUUUGUAUUAUCUUGCGCUGAAGAAAAAGGCGGUACUUCAAGGUCUAUGGCGCAUGGCUGCGUGGAAUCGUGAACAAGGCGCUACGACAAGACUCCUAGCGAAUAAUUUUUCUGAAAAGAAGUGGCGGACUGCUGCAAUGAAGAAUGCAUAUGCUUUGCUUGGGAAGCGUCGGUUUGAAUAUGCUGCGGCUUUCUUCUUAUUGGCAGAUUGCCUCAAAGAUGCCAUCAACGUGAUUCUGAGUCAGCUCAAAGAUCUUCAACUUGCGAUAGCAGUCACCCGUGUAUAUGAGGGUGAACACGGUCCUAUUCUCAAAGAACUUCUUGAAGAAAAGGUUCUGCCAUUAGCUGCUCAGGAAGGUAACCGAUGGCUUGCAUCGUGGGCUUUCUGGAUGCUGCAUCGUCGUGAUAUGGCUGUGCGAGCCUUGAUCUCGCCAGUUUACACUCUACUUGAAAGUCCACAAUCACCUGAUCUCCAAGCAAAACUUUUCCUAACCGAUGAUCCUGCUCUAGUUGUUCUUUACUCGCAGCUUCGUCAAAAGACCUUACAGACCCUACGUGGCGCAUCCAAAGUCACUCCAAAGGUCGAAUGGGCUUUCGUAUUGCACAAUUCAAGACUAUAUGAUCGCAUGGGCUGUGAUUUAUUGGCAUUGGAUUUGGUGAGGAAUUGGGAGUUCAUGCUCCCAACCAAACUAGACUUUAAGAGUUUCGAUGGUGAAAUAAAUCCCAGAAAGAUGUUGAGAAGAAGGAGCUCGCUAGUUGUGGCCGACUUGCCUAUUAGUGGAAUUGGACCGGCAGCGGCGGAUACAAAAGACGCAAUAGUUAUACAUGGCCCAAACUCAUAA
Messenger RNA from Sclerotinia sclerotiorum 1980 UF-70, 3117 nucleotides. RefSeq lists its product as hypothetical. Bases 1 to 3117 code for a protein of 1038 amino acids. Gene Ontology annotation, biological process: vacuolar acidification. Gene Ontology annotation, molecular function: protein binding. Gene Ontology annotation, cellular component: RAVE complex. NCBI's taxonomy places the organism in Eukaryota, Fungi, Ascomycota, Leotiomycetes, Helotiales, Sclerotiniaceae. The record is from RefSeq and is a predicted model, not a curated record. The transcript is spliced from 4 exons.